Molecule: messenger RNA, 8022 nt
Organism: Chara braunii
Lineage: Eukaryota; Viridiplantae; Streptophyta; Charophyceae; Charales; Characeae
Source: the annotation of a GenBank genome assembly
GUGCGGAGGCUGGCCGCGACGGGUCAACUAUACGUUGAUGCGGCGCGCCGCUGUCCGACAGCGCGCGCUGCUUGCGCCCAUACGUGGACAACUUGUGGCAGAGGCAAAGUCAGGGAAGUACAACAACCGACAAUUCCACGAUCUUGCUCUCCAGAGAGAGCAGGUGACUGCGCAGGUCAAGGGAACCUACGCUAACGUUGUGAGAAGAGGGCGAACAAGUGGGUAUGGGAAUGGGAAAAUAGUCUUGUGGAGGAAGAAGAGACAGGACCACACUCUUGUCAUAUUUGAUGACGAGACUGUCGAAAGAUUGCCCCUCAAAGAGGCAGGGGGUGAAUCCCAAUGCGAAUGGACCAAGUGGAAGGAGUCCCUUUUCAUGGUCAAAGAUGCUCAGGGGAACGAGCUUCAUGUCCUCUUGGAUGAGAAGAGCGAAUCCCCAGUGACUUUUCUAAAUGCAUUGAAGUUCUGCAAGAAGUGGCGCAAGCACAAAGAGGAAGAACAGUUGUAUGUUGCCUUUGUUCGUCCUGCUCAUGUGCCUUCUUCUUUUGCGGCUAUUACCACUACUACUUCGAUUGAUGAAUCUACUUCUGGCGGGUGCAAGGUCUUCUCCAAGAUCGAUCUCAAGUCCGGCUACCACCAGAUUGAAGUCGAUCCUGCGGACCAGCACAAGAUUGCGUUCAAGACGCGCGAUGGGCUUUAUGAGUUCACCGUAAUGCCCUUCGGUCUUACGAACGCACCAGCCACGUUCCAAAGCCUCAUGGACAAGGUCCUCCGCGAAYAGAUUGGCCGGUUCRUGGUAGUGUACCUGGACGAUAUCCUGAUUUUCAGYRAGUCCAUGGAGGAACACCUCAAGCAUCUUGAGGAGGUACUUGCCAUCCUCAAGAAGACGCARCUCCAUCUCAACUUGGAGAAAUCUGAGUUUGGGAGGGAUAGCGUCAUCUAUCUUGGGCACCGGUUGUCUGCUGCAGGCCUAGAGCCUGAGGCAACCAAGAUUGAGGUCAUAUGCGAUUGGCCUCAGCCUGUGAACAUUCGUGAAUUGCGUUCUUUUCUUGGUCUCGCGUCGUACUAUCGGAAGUUUGUACCCCGUUUUUCUAUCAUUGCUCAUCCAUUGUCGCGACUAACCAGCAAGAAUGUGUCUUAUUCCUGGGAUGCCGCGUGUAUGGAAGCAUUUCGAACUCUCAAGGAAGCCUUGGUAAGUUAUCCGGUAGUCCGCAUUGCAGACCCCAAACUGACCUUCGUAGUUACUACGGAUGCAAGUCAGUAUGGGAUCGGUGCGGUGCUGCAACAAGAUGACGGCGAUGGCCUGCGGCCACUCGAGUACUAUAGCAAACGAAUGCCCAGCGUAAAGGUAGCCACCUCCACCUACAUGCGCGAGCUCUACGCUUUGCGCAUGGCGUUGGAUCACUGGAAACAUUACCUGUUGGGACGCCACUUCAAAGUGUUCUCAGAUCAUGAGACCUUGAAGUGGAUCAAAAUACAGACUACUCUGUCCCCUACCUUGCUUCGCUGGUUUCAUGAGAUUGACAUCUUUGAUUUUGAAUUGAGGCAUAAAAAGGGUUGUUACAAUCGAGUCGUUGACGCUUUGUCUCGCCACCCUCAGUACAUGACUUGCCUUGUGAAAUCCUACGACCUCCGGAAGAAAUUGAAGGAGGAACUCGUAGAGCAGACAGCCAAGGAUCCGGAACUUAGUGGGUACAUGAACGAGAAAAGAGUCGUGUGGCGGCAAAAGCGACAGGACCACACUCUCAUUGUCUUCGAUGACGAGACUGAUGAGAAAUGGCCCCUCGAAGAGGCAGAGGGUGAAGCAAGUGGUGCCGGUAACAUCCUUCCUAAAGAGGAAGUUCUUUGGAAGAUGAAGCUUCUGAAGGAGGGCUCUGAGUACGCCAAUCAGAACCUAGACAAGGUCCGCGCUUCUGUCCUCAUCUUGGUAAGCAUGGGAGUGACCAUGAGGUUUGGUGGGACCACACUGCUAUAUACUACAGAUCGGCAGGCAAAGAUUGAUAGGAAGUUGGCCGAGAAAAAGAAAGAGAAGGAAGAAAAAAAGACAAAGGAGGAGGAAGAAGUUAAGAAGAAAAUGGAGGAGGAGAAGAAAAAGAUGGAGAAGGAGAUGAAGACGAGAGAAGAAGAGUUGAAGGAGUUAGAAGAGGAAGAAGAGGCAGAAGAGGAAGGAAGAUUGGAGAGAAGACAAGCACAACCAGAAGGAGAAGAAGUGGCGGAGAGAAGCCAUGCUGCGGAGUUGAGACUCCAGCAGGUUGAGGACUUGAACUGGGUGGAGAAAUUUGGAUACCGGACAAAACUUCCUGACGAGACAGACAAAGAGAGGGAUUAUUUUAUAGCGAAUGGCAACAGGGAUGAUGAGAUGGAGAAGCGGAUCUCAGAGUGGGUCGCCAACUUAUCCCUGGGCGAAGAAGAAGAGGUGGCGAUGUAUAUCUCUAAGGACGAUCAGGAAGCCGCUAUGAGAGCUUGGGAAGCAGAAAAAAAUGUUGUAAAGUGGCAGGCGAUGGAAGAUGAGAAGAGGAUGGAAUGGAGAUUGGCAGUGAUGAGGGAGAAGAAGAGGAGAGUGGACGCGGCAGCGGAGGCGGCAGAAGAAUUAGAGGAGGUAAAAAAGAUAGAAGAGCAAUUAGCCGCCCAGACCGAACUCCCAGCCCAAAUGCGAGUCAUAGCCCGAAACGUUGCACGCCUGGCACGAAUUCAGGCAGAGCAAUACGACUUUAGUAGGAGCCAGCACAUAGCUGUGCGUUCGAUACGGUUGGGAUUCCGGGACCUUGCUCGCGAGCUGGUAGGCGCUGUAGGAACCGACGUGGGCCACCGCCUUGACAAGACUGAGCGGUUUUGUGCCGGCGCUAUUGAAGGCGUUAAAGCGGCAGCUCCCAAGGAGGAGGAAGCACGUCCUCCUCGCCGGGAGCCGGUCAAAGUCAAAUUCCCUGAUUCCUACAGUGGAAAACGGGAAGAGAACUUUGACAAUUGGGAGGCCAAUGUCAAGACCUAUGUGCAUCUGCAACAGGUUUCCCCAGAUCAGCAGGUUCUAAUUGCGAUUCACACGCUUAGAGAUGAAGCCGCCAGCUUUGCAAGGUCCCUAGUUCGCACUGCUAGCUGUAGUGACGAUCCAGUUGCGUACUCCUCGUUCACUUCCCUUACUGAAUUCUUGAAGUUGCUGCGUGAGCGAUUUGCUGAUGUCGCUCGAAGUGUCAAGGCCUCAGACAAGCUCCAGACGAUCCAUGCUCGUAAGUGGAAGAGUGUCAGAGCGCUCAAGAGCACAAUGGACGAAAUAAUAGCUGUCCCUGACCACGGGGUUACCGACACCCAGUUGGUUGCCCUCUUUUACAGAGCUAUGCCCGAAGCUUUUCGCGGGCACUUCUUCGCGAAGAGCGAAGACCUUGCCACCACUUACGAUUCCCUUAGCCGUGAGGUGGUGGCCUUUGAGGCCAAGUCUAUGUCAGUCUCCACCGUCUGGCACAAAGAUUUGGAUAAGGGAAAGCAAUGGAAGGGCCGCACUAUUUCUGGGCAAGUGAAGACCAAGGAUAGCCUUGUCCUGACCUUAGAUGAGGGUAGUGUGGACGAGAUCCCCUACGAUCAGAUUGAGUGGGGGUUAGAGGAGGAGGACAACGGUGUGGGCCARGGGAGAUCYUACGCUGYUGUCRCGGCCGGAGGGAGGCCGCAAGGAGGAGGACGAGGCCAGGGCCAAGGGGGCCGGGCCUCAGGGAGCCGGUUCCAAGGCGAUCAGGGGGUUGGCGGCAGAGGAGGAAACCGCCAAGUGGGAGGAAGGGGUCAAGAAGUUGAAGCUGGGAAAGUCCAGAAGCUAGCAGACCCUAUAGUUAGUAUCCUCGCGGACAAUCGUACCAUAGUUGUAGAGGAUUACAUAGAGGGAGUCCAGGCGUAUUUCCGCCUAGAGAAAGAUGGGAAAGUGGAGAAGGUUCUCCACUCCCUGACUCUCCUCGUAGAAGACAGCCUCCCAUUUGAUAUUGUUCUGGGGAUGGAUUGGGGAGAGACAGCCGGGGCCACGCUCCAUUUGAAGGAGCACGAGUGUAGGCUCCCUAGUUCUUCAGGCGAGGCCAAGAUUGCCCGCCUGUUCCAUAUGUCAGGAGUAGAGAAUCCCUUGGCACAUUGUUGCCUUUGUGCCCCUGCGUUCGCCAGAUUAGUAAAGAAAGAGAAAUUGGAGGAACAGGUCUUUGUUGCCUAUGUUAGGCUUGUGACUGAGCCUAUGGAAGAAAAGCCAGUGGACCCUGCGAUUGCCAAGCUGCUGGAAGAGUUUAAGGAUUUAACUGAGCCGCCGACAGGCACGGUGCCGCGGCCCAUCCAGCACCGUAUCGAGAUAGAGCCUGGCAGUAGAACUCCUAAGGGUGCUGUGUAUAGAAUGUCCCCACGGGAGUUAGAAGAGCUUCGCAAGCAGUUAGACGAGCUCCUUGAAAAGGGUUGGAUUAGGCCUAGUUCCUCUCCGUUUGGAGCACCUGUUCUUUUUGUUCCUAAGAAAGAGGGAGAGCUGAGGAUGUGCAUAGACUAUAGGGGUCUGAAUGCUAUUACAGUGAAGAAUGCUGAGCCACUGCCUAGGAUAGACGAUCUCUUAGAUCGAGUGCAGGGGGCGAAGUAUUUCUCCAAGAUAGAUUUAAAGUCCGGGUAUCAUCAGAUAGAGGUACAUCCUGAUGAUCAGUAUAAGACAGCCUUCCGGACUAGUGAUGAUGAUCAUCUACUGCCUUCCGGAGAAGAGGGGAGGCGGUUAGAAAAAAAGCUGUUCCAAGCUACAGUCCGCAAGUUUUUCGGAUCAGGUCAUAACCUUUUGAUGGGUAACACGCUUGAUCUAGCACGGGUGAUCCGGUCAACUGGGAUGUAUCAGCCAUCAAAGUCAAGACGCGAUCCAGUAAGCAAGUUUGUUGUACCAACAGAGAAAGAACUAGAGGAGGCCAUGGAAGGUCUGCGGAUCCAGAGGUUGUUAUACAGCCCAGUUUACUUGUCCACAUCAAUGGAUGGCGAAGUGACAAUCGGAUUGAGCAAUCUUCCAGAUGACCGUCCUGCUCUUCUUGUUGGUAACCAUCAGACACUUGGUACUGACAUGCCGCUGUUGGUGGAUGGGAUUUACCGGGGGAAGCGUGUCUACCCUAGAGGUCUUGCACACCCUGCAUUUUUUCUUAAUGCUGAGCUUUCUCCGACUGUUCCUGUCGAUUACCUCCGCUUCUAUGGUGCAAUACCUAUCUCACCAAGAACUUUGUACAAGGCGCUGGAGAGAGGAGAGAUGGCAUUCAUGUUCCCCGGAGGAACUAGAGAGGCCUUCAAGACCAAGGUGUACACUGCACCAUGGCUAGGAGGCGUCGUUGGGGGACUGAGCACGACGUUGGUGAGAGAGCUCAGCGUAGCGGCGGUUGAGGGCGGCGGUGUAAGGGCACCACGAGGAGGUAUGGCCGUCCUGGUGGCAGCGAAAACACCCACGCUGGCCCAAAAUGGCCUCGCGCUCCUUAGCGGAAAGGACACCACGAGGAGGGACAAAGCCCUGAGGGAGGUCCUGCUGAGGGACCUCAGGGGGCGACGCGCCAGCGGGACCAGAGCGGCUGCGUGCCCGGGAGAGGGUGGAGAGGGCGAGCUGGAGGCGGUCGACUAUAGGGAGGGUAGAGUCCUCCAGGUGGUAGUGGACGGCCUCGGAGAGGUCGAGGUCGUCGCUAUGGUCGUCCUCAGGCGACAGGGGGGCAACAACAUCCUGCUCACCAUACUUGAGCGCGCUGAAGCGGCUCAAGAAGUGACAGCCCUGCUGCGUGGAACGGCGGGGACGGCCGUGGAAAGGGGAACGACGCUGGGAAGUGUCAUGAGAGGAGGAGGGAGCGUAACCAGUACGCUGAGGCAGGGAGGAGGAAGUGGGUUGAAGAUGGGCCCGCAUCCGCUGAUGGGCCCUAGCGGUCUCUGGAAAGACAGGUGUGAGGCUGCUUUCAGACAUCUGAAGCAUGCGUUGACACACCAUGAGGUCUUGAAGCUUCCCGAUCCUGACAAGCCGUUUAUAGUCACCACAGAUGCUAGCCAAUAUGGCAUAGGCGUCGUGCUCGCGCAGCAGGAGGGGCCAAAGUUGAGGCCUAUUGAGUACAUGUCCAAAAAGAUGCCCUCUCAGAAGUUGGCUAAGUCCACCUAUGAGAAGGAGCUCUAUGCGAUCUACAAAGCACUCACCCACUGGAAGCACUAUCUCCUUGGGAGGUUCUUCUACGUCAGGACUGAUCAUCAGACCCUGAAGUGGACGAGAACCCAACCGGUGCUCUCUGAUGCGUUGAAAAGAUGGAUUGAAGUCAUCGAGCAGUAUGACUUUGAACCCCAGUACAUCAAGGGAGAAUACAACCGAGUUGCUGAUGCGCUAUCACGUAGGCCAGACUUCUCCGGUGCGCUGAUCGUUGAGUUUGGGCUUGCGGACGAUGUCACUCGCUCAAUGGUGGAAGCCUAUCACGAGGAUCCGUUUAUGUCUGAGAUCAUUCGCAGACUUGAGGCGAAGGACAAAGUGACUUCUGCCGAGUUUGAGUCGGUCAACGACUUGCUGUUUCUUGAGAAGGCCGGGAAUAAACAUAUGUGUGUGCCUAAUCGGGAGUCUUUGGGCAGUUCAUUUUUAGGAGAGUGUCAUGACGCCACCGGCCAUUUUGGCUACAAAAAGACAGCAGCUAAUCUGCUGCAGCGGUUCUGGUGGCCCACGAUGAUGAGGGAUGCCAAGCUGUACGUGGAAACUUGUCAGGUCUGUCAGAGGGACAAGCCACGUACACAGGUCCCUCUUGGGCUUCUAAAGCCCCUUCCGAUUCCGGAAAGGCCUGGUGAGAGCCUGUCCAUGGACUUUAUGGAUACACUGGUCACCAACAAGAGUGGAAUGCGCUAUGUCUAUGUAAUUGUGGAUAGGUUUAGUAAGUACGCUAGGUUAGUCGCAAUGUCUGCAACAGCUAAAACUGUGUAUGUGAUCAAGUUGUUCAAAGAAAACUGGGUCAGAGAUUUCGGACUUCCCAACUCUAUAGUUAGUGACCGGGAUGUGCGAUUCACCAGUGAACUAUGGAAAGCCUCAGCUGCAGAACAGGGCACGCAGUUGCAAAUGGCAUCAGGCAAUCACCCAGAGGCGAAUGGGCAGGCAGAGCAGUUGAACCGCGCUGUACAACACCUGUUGAGGCAUUACAUCAAGCCAAAUCAGGUGGACUGGGAAGAGAAACUUACUCUCAUCGCCAACCUGUACAACAAUGUUGUGCACAGCGCUACGGAAGUGAGCCCGAACAGCUUGCUACUGACUUUCAAGCCUAGACUGCCUUUGGACUUCCUACUACCUGAGAAUCAGUCAUCUGCUGCACCAGGGACCUUUGAGUUUGCUUAUCGGUAUGAGCGCCUGAUGCAGCAGGGUGUUGAGCAGAUGCAUAAAACACAGGCAGCGAUGAUAGAGUCAAAGAACAAACACCGCCGUCCAUCUACGUUCCAGGUAGGAGAAAGAGUCUGGGUUAAGUCCUCAGAAUUGGGACAGGAGCACGGGAUCUCCCGCAAGCUCAUGCCACAGUACUUUGGACCAUGGGAGGUUCUAGAUGUCGUUGGGGAUGAACCGGAUGACCCUUCUUAUGUUAUUCACAUCCCUGGUCACUUACACACUUACCCCGUUUUCUACGCCUCCGAGCUUGCACCUUUCAAGGAAACAGAUCAGUUUCCCUCUCGUCACUCAAUGCUGCCUCCAACCAUGGAUGGAGAGGUCGACAUCGACGACAUCGUCGACCACAAGGAAAUGUCAGUUCCAAGACUGACAAGCAGGGAACGUCCUCCGAAACCGAAACUGCAGUACCAAGUUCGGUUCAUACAUCAUACUGAUCCAAAGGAGGAUAGAUGGUUCACACGAGAGGAACUUAUGCAGACCGCUCCACAGGUUGUCGCUCAAUAUGAGAAGUCUCUGCAGAAAGGAAAGCGCCAGAUUAUCGAAGAUUGGACUUCUCAGAGGACUAGCGAAGUAUGGAGGCGGGAAUGUGAGGCAUAAGGCCUCGAUAAGCCCUAUUGGGCCCCUAUUUGCAACAGGUCGGCCGCCCUAAAUGAAGGCAGGCUCGACAG